Messenger RNA from Marmota monax (woodchuck), 3774 nucleotides. RefSeq names its product free fatty acid receptor 2-like. Gene Ontology annotation, molecular function: G protein-coupled receptor activity. Gene Ontology annotation, biological process: G protein-coupled receptor signaling pathway; cellular response to fatty acid. The record is from RefSeq and is a predicted model, not a curated record. The transcript has a single exon. Bases 268 to 1251 code for a protein of 327 amino acids. Gene Ontology annotation, cellular component: plasma membrane. Lineage: Eukaryota; Metazoa; Chordata; Mammalia; Rodentia; Sciuridae.
UAGUCCCCCCAACCCAGCUUUUUUUUGGUGGGUGGGGAGUGGGAUAGAGAGGAGGAAGGUGCUAAAGAAGUAAUUUGAUGGGGAAGCAGCGUGGCCUUCUUGCUCCACCACCCACAGCGAGCAGAACAAACGUCAUUGGAAGGGUUGGUCUUAAUUUCUCUGGGCCGCGUGGGGUCUGACUACUGCAAGGAAGUUGAUCAUGGAUUCUCCUUGGUUUGGGACUGAUCCCAUCAGGAGCCAUCCUAUCUUUCCGUCUUUUCAGGAAGGAUGGCCCCAGAGCCCCGAAGCAUGGGACUUCUCUUCAUUUACUGCAUAUCUUUUUUCUUUGGUCUCCCCGCCAACCUCCUGGCCCUGCGCGCCUUCGUGGGGCGGGUCCGCCAGCCGCAUCCCGCGCCCGUGCACAUCCUGCUGCUCAGCCUGACAGUGGCGGACCUCCUGCUGCUGCUGCUGCUGCCCUUCAAGAUGAUUGAGGCAGCCUACGACUUCCUGUGGCCCCUAGGGAAUGCCCUCUGUGCCCUCACGGCCUACGGCUUCUACAGCGGAAUCUACUGCAGCACGUGGCUCCUGGCGGGCAUCAGCAUCGAGCGCUACCGCAGCGUGGCCUUCCCGGUGCAGUACAAGCUCUCCCGCCGGCCCCUGUACGGCGUGAUCGCCGCCCUCGUCUCUGGCAUCUUGUCCUUCGGACACUGCAGCAUUGUGAUCAUUGUCCAAUACCUGCCAACCCACAACGUGAGUGACCCCGAGAGCCUCCCGGUCUGCUACGAGAACUUCACCAAAGAGCAGCUGGACGUGGUGCUGCCCGUGCGCCUGGAGCUGUGCCUGGUCCUCUUCUUCAUCCCCAUGGCCGUCACCACCUUCUGCUACUGGCGCUUUGUGCACAUCAUGCUCUCCAGACCCCAAGUGGGGACCAAGAAGCGCUGGAGAGCCGUGGGGCUGGCCGCUGUGACCCUCUUCAAUUUCCUGGUCUGCUUCGGGCCCUACAAUGUGUCCCACGUGGUGGGGUUCUUCCAGAAGAGCAGCCAGAAUUGGCGCGCGUGCGCCGUGCUCUUCAGCGCUCUGAACGCCUGCAUCGACCCCUUGAUUUUCUACUUCUCCUCCUCAGCCGCGCGCAGGGCCUUUGAUAGGGAACUGCGGAGGCUGCAGACCUGGGGGGCUUCCCUGUCGGCCGAGUGGAGAAAAGCCAGGGAGGCGGCCGUAAAGAAAGGAAAGGCGAGUGCAGGCAUGGUCAACGACAGCUUCACGGGAGAAUAGAUGGUGUCGCCUUUUGGGGAGGAGGCUCCAAAAGGGAGACAAUGAAUCAGAACUGGGUGAGUUCUCCUGUGCCCCUCUGAACAGCCAAAGAGAGUCACAGGCACCUCAACUCCAACUCGCCCAAUGAGUGAGUGUUUUCAUUUCCUUCCUUGGGCUUGGUGACAUUUCCUACAGUAAGCCACAAGCCCUUGCAUCCUGGGACAUCAGAAUCUUGGAUUCCUUAUCUAUUUCACCACUCAGUAUCUAGGAGGUGGUGGCGUUUACUCACCUACCGCAGAGCUCUUAUUUCUGACCGUGGCCCUGAUCCAGAAAAGGGGAUCCACAGGCUGGGUGCACGUCUCAGCAUGGGCAAGUCUGCAAUGCAAGGUGGGCACCUGAAGGUUCCCCACCAGCACCCCAACCACAGCAGGUGCUGCCUCAAGAGCAAGAAAAAGAGUCCUGCGGGGAAGAGUCUAUGCAGGCUGAAGAAGCCCAGGUCAGGGUUCUUUGCCAAGUGCUGCCCUUUUGAGUUUUCUUCUUUUUUCCCUGAUCCAUCUUGCCAGAGAUCUGUCAUUUGUAUUCUUUAGAAAAUCAAGACCCUUUCCAGCAUUCUCUCUGUUGUCUAUGUCAUUAAUCUUUAUUCCUAUUUAUUUUCCUUGUACUUUCUUAAAUCUUUUUUAGUUACUUCAUUUUCUUUUUUAAGUUGGGGGUUUCAUUAACUUCACUCUCUCUUCCUAACAGAUCCUCAUGUAAGUGCUUAAGUUCAUAGAUUUCCCUGUAAGGACAGCUUAGAACAGAUUUUGAUUUGCAGAAUUUUUAUCAGUUUGAGGUCUGUGUCAGUUCUAAUUUCCAAAGGACGUUUUUCUUUGGCUGUUGAGUUUAGAAAUGUUUCUUUGUUUUUAGGCAUGUGGGUUUUUACCUCCCGUCUCUCUUUUGUUAUUCAUUUCUAACUACGUUGCCCUGAGGUCAGAGAAUAUUAUUGAAAUGGGUCCAGUUCUUGGAAAUUUGUUGAGUAUUCUUUUUAAUACCAGAAAAAUAAUCAGUUUUGAAAAGAAGACAGAUUCUACAAUCGAUGGGUGGGUUCUGUCUGGGUUUUAUACACCUCAGAUUGAAGUUGUUAAUUUGUGGGGUUCAAAGCUUUAUAAUCUUUACAUACUUUUUUGUUGGUGGUGUUUGGGGUACCAGGGAUUGAACCCAGGGGUGCUUAACCACUGAGCCACAUCCCCAGCCCUUUUAAAAAAUAUCUUAUUUAGAGACAGGAUCUUGCUGAGUUGCUUAGGGCCUUGCUAAAUUGCUGAGGCUGGCUUUGAACUUGAGAUCUUUCUACCUCAGCCUCCCCAGCUGCUGGGAUUACAGGUGCACACUACCACACCCGGCUACCUUUACAUACUUUUUGGUCUAUUCGAUCUAUCACUGACAAGGAGAGGGUGUGAGGUGCUUUUCUAGACGGUAAAUUUGACUAUUUCCUCCUUGUAGUUCUGUCUUGCUGGUGAAUUGAAACUUUGAGCAUUUUUUUUUGCCUUAAAAUUGAUUUUGUCUGAUAUUAAUAGAGCCACACUGAUGUGUUUUGAGGUUACUAUUUGCUUGCUACACUUUCACCCAACCUUUUACUUGUAACAUUCUAUAUUCUUGUUUUAGAUGCAUCUUGUAUACACGGUACAUGGUGGAGUGGUUGGAUUUUUUUGGCAAUCUGGUCUUUCAACUUGACACUGUGUGUCAUUUAACUAUAUCAUUUUGUUUAUUUAUAUUUAUGUAAUAAUAUUUUUUCAAUAUAAUCGGGAUUAUUUCUGUCAUACUAUUUUAAACAGUUUCAUUGAACUACACACACACAUUGAAAUAUACACGUACGUUGCACAGGGCCAAAUGAUAAGCAUACAGGUCAAAUGAAUUAUCACAGAGUGAACUCACGUAUUUAAAUUCAAAAAGACAUGAAACAUCUACUUGUGCUGUUUGUUUUCCUAGAGUUUUAAUAUUUCUCUUUUCUUCCCUCUGGCCUUCCUUGGGGACUGAGGUUUUUAUUUUAUUUUAUUUUCUUGCUUCAUUUCUUGUUCUCCACUAACUUGGAGAGUAUUUGCUGUGUUCGUUUAGACAUUGUAAUAUGCCAGGAUUUCUCAGUUAGUCCUUCCCUUCUUUCCUUCCUUCCUUCUUCUCUUUAAAUAUCAUACAUUAAAGAAAAAUCAAUGCCAGGUGGUUUUGAACUGUGUCAGUCAAGUUCAGGAGUUCUAGAGUGUGGUCUGGAGACCCUUUCAGGGGUCUGGGAGCUCAAAAUUAUUUACAUAAUGAUGCUAGCAUGCCAAUUUUUGUUUUUUUCACUCUCAUUCUUUGACAAGUGAUGUGCAAUGGAGAUUUUCAGAUUAGUCUGUUAUGGUGUCACAUGUGACAUGUGACACCAUAACAGACUAAUAAUGCAGGAUGCAUGGAAAUACGGCUGUCUUCCAGGAAGUCAGCCCUUAAAGAGAUCUGCAAAAAUGUAAAAGGACGCAACCCUUUUCAUUAAUUUUCUGAAAAUAUCAUUAUUUUUGUUAAAAUGUGUUAUUUUGUAUU